AGAAGAUAUCCUUCUGAGGGGAAGAAAGGCCGGCUGAGCAAGGUAUAAAGUGUCUCCUUUUCCCAUGAUAGUGGAAGAACUCAUCCUCCCAGACAAUCACAAUCAACCCAAAGGUUUAAGACUGUCCUCAGAGCCCCAGCUAUCCCUUUCUAAACGUUUGUUCGAUCAACUUUGAAGAUGAAGUAUCUCAACGUUGUGGCGGCGCUCGCUGCCCUGGCAAUCGCCAAUCCACUUCCUUCCCCCGCGGCAGCCGAACUGGAGGCGCAAUUUGAGAAUGCCCAUGAGCUGGUGAAGCGUCAAGGCAGCACCUCGAAUGAACUAAACAGCGGAGCUUGCAGAGACUACAUCUUCAUCUUUGCUCGAGGCUCCACCGAAAGUGGUAACAUGGGUGGCACAGUCGGUCCAGCCACUUGCUCUGGGCUGAAGAACAGCUUCGGCUCCUCCAGAGUUGCUUGCCAGGGCGUUGGACCGCAAUACACGGCAUCCAUUGGCGACAACCUUUUAUCUGAGGGAACUUCCUCUGCAGGGUACAACAACGCCAUCACCCUGUUCAACCUGGCGCAGAGCAAGUGCCCGCAAUCUCUCGUUGUAUUCGGCGGCUACAGCCAAGGAGCCGCCGUCAUGCACGCUUCCGUCCGUCGCCUGUCAGCUUCUUCCAAAGCUCGUCUGGUUGGGGGUGUUCUCUACGGAGACACUCGCAACGGCGAAGACAAUGGCCAGAUUCCCAACUACCCCCGCGAUGAUGUCCUCAUCAUCUGCCGUGCAGACGAUGGUGUCUGUGGUGCUGGUCUCACUGUUACUCUAGGCCAUCUUCUGUACACCACUGACGGCAGUGUUACGCGUGGCGUUGGCUACUUGGCCAACAAGAUUCGUGCGGGUGCGUAGACCGCAGGUGCAAUUUGUUCGGAUGAAAGGGACGCAUGUGAAUGGAACUCUCGU
Molecule: messenger RNA, 939 nt
Organism: Eremomyces bilateralis CBS 781.70
Lineage: Eukaryota; Fungi; Ascomycota; Dothideomycetes; Eremomycetales; Eremomycetaceae
Product: cutinase-domain-containing protein
Exons: 4
Coding region: 178-885 (235 amino acids)
Biological process (GO): carbohydrate catabolic process
Cellular component (GO): extracellular region
Molecular function (GO): cutinase activity
Source: RefSeq, a predicted model, not a curated record